Messenger RNA from Cajanus cajan (pigeon pea), 1392 nucleotides. The record is from RefSeq and is a predicted model, not a curated record. Lineage: Eukaryota; Viridiplantae; Streptophyta; Magnoliopsida; Fabales; Fabaceae.
AUGGCGAUAACAAGGAGGACGAACACGGUAGAUCAGCAACACGAAGAAGAACAUGUCGAGGUGGUGGAUGAAACCAACCUUUCUGAAACCGUCCGUCUAUUGAAACAAGAGAUGGAGGCUAUGAAACAACAGCGAGAAAAAGACGCUAAGGAGCUUUCGGCCUUGAAAGCUGAGAAUGAGGCACUAAGGAAUCAAGACACCUCAUGGAAACCUACUCAGGUCACCAAUACGCAAACCCAAGGGUCGCACCAGUCCCAUACGAUCCAUACAUCGGUCCCUCGUGCCUCGGCAGUAGCACCUGAAAAGCACCCCUCGGCCUUACCCACUGUCGGUCGGCCUGCAGAUUUGACAACCAUCGGCUCACACCGACACCCUUUCACCCCCUCCAUAAUGCAACUCUCUCUUCUGGACAAUUGGAAAUCUUUACCCAUUGAUAAAUAUGAUGGUACCACUGAUCCUGAUGAACAUCUUGAUGUUUUUCUUACGCAAGUAACCCUGAGUACUACGGAUGAUGCUGCAUUGUGUCACAUUUUCCCCACAUCCCUUAAGGGUAGGGCGUUGAGCUGGUUCACUCGGCUACCCCCUAACUCGAUCGACUCAUUCAAUACUCUGUCAUCUCAAUUCACAGUCCAGUUCGCAACUAGCCGUCCUCAUAGCCUGACAUCUUUGUCGUUGGUUAGCCUUCGGCAAGAUAAGAAAGAAUCGCUGCGGACUUUCAUGGAUCGGUUCAACAAGGCAGCCUUGGAAAUCCGAGAUCUUAACCCGGCGGUAGCACUUCAUCACCUGAUGACGGCUUUAAAACCAGGGCCAUUCGUCAAUAGCCUAUGCAAGAAGCCUCCUUCAGAUAUGAAUGAUCUGCGCAGAAGAGCGGAUAAAUAUAUGCAAAUGGAGGAGUUGGCCGAAUUUCGAAGUCAAGCUCGGGCUGACCAGCCGGCCAAACCCGAGAAGCCAAUCGAACAUACAUACAGGGGGCGAGGCAAAGAAAUAGCUCUUCGGGACCGACCCGUGCGAGGUCCCAAAUACUUCAAUUACACUCCUCUUAAUGCAAGCCGGGCAGCGAUACUGGAGCAGGCUUUGGCAGCAGAAGUGUUGGCGGUUCCAAAGAGAGCUUCCACUCCGCCACGCGCCGAUACCAGCAAAACCUGCAGGUAUAACCGAAACCGCGGACACUCAACUGAAGAGUGUGCCGCCUUAAAAGAUAAAAUUGAAGAUUUGGUCAAGCAAGGCAAGUUGCACAAUUUUGUGGAUCGGCCAGCUUCAUAUCGUCCCCGCUUCUCGUCCCAGUAUCGACACAACGAUCGGCAUGCGCAGAAUCGGUCUGAUAGACCUCGGCGUGAGCGAAGUAGGUCGCAAGAAAAGAGAGAUGAUCUUGCAACAGCUCAUGAAAUGUAA